Molecule: messenger RNA, 7771 nt
Organism: Catharus ustulatus (Swainson's thrush)
Lineage: Eukaryota; Metazoa; Chordata; Aves; Passeriformes; Turdidae
Product: bone morphogenetic protein 4-like
Exons: 6
Coding region: 5793-6920 (375 amino acids)
Biological process (GO): SMAD protein signal transduction
Cellular component (GO): extracellular region
Molecular function (GO): growth factor activity; cytokine activity
Source: RefSeq, a predicted model, not a curated record
GGGUUCCUGCCCCAGGGGAUCCUGCCCCAAGGGAUCCCUGCUCCAGGAGUUCCUGCCCCAAGGGAUCCCUGUCCCAGGGGAUCCUGCCCCAGGGGAUCCUGCCCCAAAGGAUCCCUGCUCCAGGGGAUCCUGCCCCAGGGGAUCCUGCCCCAAGGGAUCCCUGCCCCAGGGGAUCCUGCCCCAGGGGUUCCUGCCCCAGGUCCUGGAGUUGCCCCUGGAGCAGCUCCUGCUCCUCGAAGGCCUCAGGGAGGUGGAAGCAGUCAAGGGUUGCCACUGCAGCACCUGUCCCGUGGAAUGUCUUUGGCUCCCAGCCCUGUAAACUUUUCCAAAUUCUCCCUGGGAGGUCACGAUCGACAUGUGGAAAUGCUCUGACCCAACCUACAGUGCACUUACGAAUAAGGGAGUGCUCCUCUCCCUCCCCUGCUCCCUCCUCUGGGAAUAUGGGAAUGAGCCCUUUUAUGUGACCAGCACCAGUGUCCAAGCUCAAGGCACCCAGUCUGCUGAGUUGAGCCUCUGCCUUUGGGAAUAUUGGGAUUGUGUUUUGGGGUUUGAGUUUCCUGUUUCUGGCCCUUUAUCACACAGGUCUGUAAGCACAGUGAUAAAUCUCUGUUGUGUGCCUGGGUGAGGAUGGGGAUAUAACCACCUCAUGUUCCCUAGCCAGAGAGCAGGGAAUCAGAGUAACCCAAGCUGGGAGGGACCUCGGGGGUCUCUGCUCCAACCCUCCCAAUCAAAGCAAGAAAACCAACCUGAUGAUGAAAGCUCUGCUGGAAACAGAGCUCUGGAAAAUGCAGUUUCGCUCUGGAAAAUGCAGUUUCUUUACCGACAGUCUGAAAUGCCCUUUUAGUACCAGUGAACUACACUGAUGGUUCAAAGAUCACUUGGACAUGGAAACUCCAAACUGAAUCAUUCCAUAUGGGUCAAAACCUCCCGCUUGGACAAAGCUGAGCUCAUUAAUUGUGAACUGGUGAGCUGUUCCAUGAGUUCACUCAUAAAAUAGCCCAAGACAUGCCAGUGGAGAUGAACUGAUUUUAUCAGAAUUGAAAGUGUUGUUGAAAUGAUUUACCACAACUGUUUGACAAAUUCCAUUGUCCUGGAAUUUGCUGGUGUAAUUUUUUUUUGGCAUUUCUAAAGGCCAAGCCUUUCAAACCUACCAGCAAGUGCUGUGGCAGGGCUGGGGCACCGCCACUAGAGAGGGACAGAGACCGCGGGAGCGCUGGGUCAGAGCGGGACAAAGGAACUCAUCCCACGCUGGAGACUGAGCUGGAGGAGCCGGGUGUGCCCCCGAGGGCUCUGUGUGAGGCCGGGUCCCCUCCUGGGGCAGCAGCAGCUGCUUAUCCAGCUGCAAGUGAAAAAGGCAAUUAGGCAGCGUGAAGUGCUUUCUUCCAGAGCUGGGAGAAUCAGCAUUUACUUCCCAGACGUGUUAGUGGAAGGUGCUGGACGAUUCUGUUGCCCCGGGGAGAGAGAAUCUCAGUCAUGGUAAUAGCUCUGGGCUGGCAAAUGUGAAGUCGCCUCGGCCCUAGGGCAGGUCUCUGCACUUUCCUUCUCGAUCUUCCCCCGUGAAGUCGGGCUGAUACUUUCAGUGUCAUGGUAAAAACUUGGAAACGUCAGAGGAAUAGGGCGUGGGGGGGAAGGGGACGGGGCUGGAGAAGGAUGUUAAAACCUCACCCAGAAAUACUGACUUCCAGAAAUCCGUUGUCAUUUUGUGUCCUUCACUUAAGGCAUCCCAGAGAUACUUGCUUUCAGAAAUCACUUUUCCUUCCCCUGGAAACAGCUCCAUCCUGGAACAAUGAAAUCUCCUCCAUAGCCGCUGAAGUAGUAGGGAGGGGACAGGAAACUCAAAACCCGUUAAAGCCAGGAGCUGAACACAAACCGUGAAGGAUCCACAGCCAAAGGCUGCGGCAGGACAGGACCAGACCAGCUCCUAGACAGAGCCCAAACCCACUUGGCCAUCAGCUCAGCCAUCCUUCUCCCCCUCCUCUAGCUCAUGCAAUGGAGCUCAUUUAAUUUAAUUAAAUGACCUCCCCCAGCUCAUUUACUCGGUGAGGGGAGAAAAGCCAGGGGAUUUAUCACAGAAACAACAUCGUUUCAUUCUGCCCUGAAGAACAUCGUUCCAGACUGAGCCAUGCAAGACAGUCUGUGCCUCUGCCGUUCCAAGCAGAUGUAGUUGCACCUGAAGGACCCUUGUCCCUUCUCUCCAGCUGCUGAGACCCUGCCUGUGCUGUCAGGACCUGCCACGGUGGCAUGUCCUGGUGUGGUGGUGACACAGCAGCAGGGAUGUGGCUGUUGGUGUGCCCACCCAGAGCCCACUCCCCUCCUCCCCGCUUCUGCAACCAAAUCGAGAAUGUCAAAUCCAGAGCUGCUUUGUGCCCUGGGAAUUUUUCAUUGAGAUAAAGCUGGAAUAGGGCCUCCUCCCUUCCAUCCCUCUGGUAUCAGCCUUCCUUCAUCCCACAACACAGAACUGGGGCCUUGCCUUGCCUUGCCUUGCCUUGCCUCGCCUCGCCUCGCCUCCCUUUUUCCCCCACCCCAUGGUGGCAGAUGCCAAACCUGGUGCUCCUGUGGGGACCCUGGUGCAGAUCAAACCCUGGAAGUGCCUGGGGAAUGUAUCUCCAGGACAGUCCCUAACACUGGCUCCAGCAUCUGAGAGGUCCAUUCAGGGCACAGUCCCUGGCAAAUCCAGAGGGAAAUGCUGAAUGAGUAAAUGCUAAAUCACAUUCCCCCAUCCCUGGUAUGAGAGUGUAGUUCUGGGAAAAGUGCUGCCACCAGUAUUUUGUGUUCAAAUACAGUUUUUCUCAGACAUAACCUGCAGUGACUUGUGCUUGCUGCCCAGAACUGAGCCUUUCACAGGGUCAGGGACAGCAGUCCCAACUUGGACCCACAAUAACCUUCCUUUCCUCAUGGUCUGAAACUGGGAUGGAGGAACAAAACCUACCACUAGAGCCCAGAGCUGGUGAAGGAAUGAGCCCCAAACUCCCAGCUGUGACCCAAAGAGAACAGCCUUUUCCAGUGGGUGCUGGAUACCAAAAGCUGGAUAGUCUGUGCAGCUGCUGCAAGAACCUUGGGUGCAGCUCCACGUUAAUUUUCCCUCUUCUUUCCUUGCAAAUGGACUUUUCUGUGUGCCCACAAAGUUCAGCACCGCUCUGGUCACAAAGCCACAUGGUGGGGAGGUGAUUCAGGCACUGGAGAACUGCAAAAUGAAAGAAAAAUGUUAUAGUGUCUUCCAGGUGGAACAUAAUUAUGAAAUUCUCCAGAGCUCUGCAGGACUCAGGGAGGAAUGGCUCAAGUAGGUUUCCAGGGAGUUUGGCUCCUCCCUGGUGGGCUCAGCUGGGCCGUCAUGCAGGGUUUGAGCUCUGGGUGGGUGCUCUAACAUCAGCAACUUCACACUAGCAUCAAACUAGAGUGGUAAAAACCUCACAUUUUUAUUCUCUCAUACUAGAAAAUGUAUUUUGCUGCCACUAAUUCAUGCAUACAUCAGGGCCAUUGAGGAACAAAUGGCUUUUUCUUUGGAGUGAGGAUUUCUUUUAGAAAGUAAUUAAGGAACAAUUAUAUUAAUUUUUAAAAAUAUUUAGUUGUUAGUUAUAUCUUCAGUUCAACAGACACCCUAAUGUCUAGUUGAGUAUACCUUUGUGCACAGGGACGUCUGACUCAAAAACCACUGCAAUGCCCCCAAAAUACUUUUUGCCAGCUGUGCCUUGCGGCUGCCCUUCUUUGGGGAUGGAUGCUGAACCUGAGGCUGGAGGGAGGGUGGAGAGUCCUGGGGUGUCCCUGCUGAGGUGCUGCAGGGGAUUUUUGUGCCUUUGUUUUGUAAAUCUUUGCAGGAAAUCGAUGUGGGAAGGUGCUUGGGCAGUUGCUCCUCGGGGGAUCCCUGCUUGCUUAGAGGGAAGCAAAUCAAACCAUUCAGGAAGAAAGACCUGCUCUGCUCGGGCAGAGGGAGGUGAUAGUUCACAAGGACUCCAGGAGUAAGGAAUAGAUGCUGCUGGAAAAGAGCUGCCUCCCUUCUCCCCGCUCCUACUCUACCCUUUUCUUCAGCGUGAACAGAAAGCCCAGGAUGUGGGGGGCUGGAUGUGUACUGGGGAUAUACUGAAGAUGUACUGGUUUUUCUAUGACUGCACUGGGAGGCUACCGGGGAUGUACUGUUUUUUCUCUAGCUGCAGGAAGUCACAGAUGGGGAAGAAUGCCUGGUUUAGGCACAAGUUGUCCUGGACGCUGUGCCACUCACAGCUAUGACAAGCACAGGUUUGAGAGCCGCGGGGAACAAGUCCGCACCGUCGCUGCCAUCCGGGAGUGCAAGUGCCGGGGGUAGUGGGGCUGGAAGCUGCGGGUGGGGCUCCUGAAGCCCCCGCCAGACUGUCUGUAGGAUAUGUAAAUGAGAGAAGGUUAUUUUUUGAAUAAACGCUAUUUUAACCAGAGGGUAUAAAUGAACCCUCUACAAAAUGUUUUGCAGCUUGUAAAAUAAACAUCAUGGGCAAUUUGCAGGUCCUUGGGGCUCCGCUGUGCAGUUCCACGACUCCUCUGCAUCCAGCAUCCCAGGAGGGUGCAGCCGUCUGGCACGGGCUGGGGGUUGCUCCCGGUUACUAGCUGUGGAGCCGGAGAGAGGAGAGGGAACCAGGAGCUGGGCGUGUUGGGGCAGAGCUGUCUCCUCUGCAGGCACCCCCAGAUACUGCUGGUGAGCUGGGAAGAGAAGGGAAAGGAUCCCGGGGACACAGGUAUCUUCCUCUCUCCAUUAAGUCCAGCCAGUCGUUGCCACCAUGCUUGUUCUGCAUAAUUAACAGCCCUUCGGGUUGGAAUAAACUGUGGGCACCGCUGGACGUUAGCCUUCACCUUGUCUCCCACUAGGUGGUCCUAGCAGGGCUUCAGCCGGUUGACGAAUUAGUUAAUGAAUGCUAAUUUUUUCCGCUCACUCCCAUGGCAGCUGUACAGUGUGGCAUGUCCACCUGCACCAGCUUAAUUUCUCUGUGAUCGAGGAACCAGACCUAAAGAAUUGGCUUUUAUCCCACUGGCCAGGUAUUUAAAUAAGUUAAAGCAUUCAGGAAUUAGCAGCAAAUGCCUUUUAAUUUCCAGGAAACCUUUAUUUCCCUUAAAAAAAAAAAAAAAAAAAGUGCAAAAGGAAAGCUGGAUUAGGGUGCUGCUGCUGCUGCGGUGUUACCCCACAGCCCGGGGCCGCAGCACCGCCGGGUCCUCUGCUGGAGCCUGCUCUGCCCCGUGGCCUCGGGUCCCCGGCAGGACACAGAGCCUGGGCUGCGCCCCCGAGAGAGGGGAGCCCGGGCACUCCAUCCUGCACGCCUGACAGGGCCGUGGUGUGGGGACACCAGUGUGACACUGAGCCCCCGCCACGAUCCUCGCUCUCAGCAGCGGCUGCGGGAGGGGGAGCACGAGCUGCUGCGGCAGGACCGGGAUGGGAAGGGGAUGUUCAUCUUGAUGGGCUGCAUUCCUCCACACAAAGGUCCUCCGAUUUGUCCCAUUAGUGCCAUCAUUAAAAUCCAGUUAGUCUCCUACGGAGAGCAAAUACAGCCCAGCCAAAACCCUGGCAAGGGGCUGGUGGCCCCAGACCCCCGUUUCCCCUGCCAGCCCUGGGAGUGCCUGGUGAGCCGUCCUCCCUCCCGCUUGUGUACUGGGGCUAAUUGAUGCAGGGGGGCCAGGAGCCGGGUUUCUCACCUUGUUAGCAUGGCAAUUAGCUCUCUUUACUCUCCUGAUUGCUCCUGUGCAUAUUUCACUCCAGUCCAGCUUUCCAGUGAGUUAUAAAUGCAGCACCGGGGAGGCCGGGGAAGUUGUGCAGGGACAGGGAGCUCAGAGCCAUGCUGGGGACUGUCCUGCUGCUGCUGGCCCUGGCCAAGACGGCAUGCCUGAGCCCAGCCAGCGUGGCGAGCCGGCGGGCUGAGGCGCUGAAGAAACUCCUGGAAGUCUUUGGCAUGGAAGACCCUCCGGCUCCCCCAACUCACUUCAAGCAGCCACCCCAGUACAUGGUGGAUCUAUUCAACACUGUCGCCAAUGCGGAUGGUGUCACCAAGAACCCUGACAUCCUGGAGGGCAACACCGUCCGCAGCUUCCUGGAUAAAACUCACAGUGAGGAGAUGCGGUUCCUGUUUGUCCUCUCCAGCGUAGCCAAGAACGAGAAGAUCCUGACGGCAGAACUGCACCUCUUCCGCCUCUGGCCGAGGGUCACAGAUGGGCCCAAAAGGCAUCACUUCUGCCAGGUCAGUGUGUACCAGGUACUGGAGAAAGACAAGCCGGACGCCCCCGGAGGGAAGAAGCUGCUGGCAGCACGGCUUGUCUCACUGCAAACCUCGGGCUGGGAGGUCUUUGCUAUCACUCCAGCUGUUCGCGACUGGACCGAAGAUGAAAGCAGCAACCAGGGUUUGCUGGUGACAGUCCAGGGUCCAGGAGGGAGCCCGCUCGACUCCCCCCCACUGCAGUUUGCAUCUGGCCGAGGCCACCAUGAGAGCAAGAAGCCCAUGCUGGUCCUUUUCACAGAUGAUGGGCGCCGUGGAGCAUCGCUGCCUACAGCCAGCUUCCCAGAUUUAAAGCCUCAGGCUCCCAAUCUCUCUGCCAAGAUGCCGGUGCCCAAGCUGGGCAGGUCACGCAGUACACGCUCACUGGACCGGAUCAAGCCCUGCCAGAGGCAUCCCCUGUCUGUGGACUUCGAGGAGAUUGGCUGGUCUGGCUGGAUCAUCUCACCACGGGGGUACAACGCCUUCCACUGCAAAGGCUCCUGCCCCUUCCCUCUGGGCGAGAACAUGCGGCCAACGAACCACGCCACAGUGCAGUCCAUCAUCAACGCCCUGAAGCUGAGCGAGGGUGUCAGCAGCCCUUGCUGUGUGCCUGACAAGCUCUACUCCAUCAACCUCCUCUACUUUGAUGAUGACGAGAAUGUGGUCCUCAAGCAGUACGAUGACAUGGUGGCCGGGAGCUGUGGCUGCCACUAAGGCAGGAGGAGCAGGGGGCUGGAAACACCACUCCAGUGAGGCUGCACCCGCUCCCUCCAGAGCAUCAGUGGGCUGUCUGUCCCACAAACCCUCUAAAAGAGACUGGGACAAGCAAAGCAAGGUGAAGCUGGGUCCGCCCUGGAUGGUGUCACCUCCUGACAGGGCCAGCCCAGGAAGGCUCAGGGCCAAGCUCUGAUUAAAUCAGCCUGAAUGAGCCCAUGUGAACCAGCAGCCCAAGGGCAGCAGCUCCAUUUUGGGGUGCCCUGUAUGGGUGUCCCUGCCCGUGUAGAGGCUCCUGCAGGCUGUACUAUAUGUAAACAGCAAGAGCACUAAUAUAUGACAGAAACUGCCUGUACAGUGUCCUGUAAAUGUCUGUGCAUUCCUGCAUUACUGUGACUUGUAAAAUUAAUUCAGAACAACUAUUUAAAAGUGCCAUUCUCCAAAGGCUGUCUGUGGACUCUGAACUGCUGCCAGGAACAGGGCAAGCAGCCAUCUCGCAGGCAUAGAGAAGGGACUGCACAUGGAGGGAUAAAGAUCCAGCUGCAGUGCAGUCUCCAGGGGCAAGGGGAUGAGGUUGGUGUGCCCAAUGAAUGAUCCAUCAGCCUGCAGCUGGGGGUGCAGAUUGAUGAUCAGGCUGUCGAGGUGCUUGAGGGAAUGUGGUGACAGGGUCUGGGCUGCUAUGAGGGUGUGUAUAGAGGUACUUGGAGCUGAUGCUGCUGGGGUGAGUGGGUGGUGGUUGAUGUGAUUUAACCCCAGAUGGCAACUAAGAACCGUGCAGCCCCUGGCCUCCCCCUCCACCCCGGUGGGAUGGGGAGGAGAAUCAGAAGAAAAGGUAAAACCUGUGGGUUGAG